Molecule: messenger RNA, 1479 nt
Organism: Drosophila miranda
Lineage: Eukaryota; Metazoa; Arthropoda; Insecta; Diptera; Drosophilidae
Product: protein cutoff-like
Exons: 5
Coding region: 150-1214 (354 amino acids)
Biological process (GO): nuclear-transcribed mRNA catabolic process; NAD-cap decapping
Cellular component (GO): cytosol; nucleus
Source: RefSeq, a predicted model, not a curated record
AAAUUGUUGUGAGUGGGAGUGGGAAGCACAGUAGAGCCUCCAAAAUAAUUGCUGAACCGGUGUGAUUUGUAAAAGUUAAAAGCCAGCUUAGACAACACAUUGCAACCUUGAACGAUUAACGAAAGUUGUGUAUUGGAAGAAACAUUAAUAUGUUUGCAAGAAAAUUAAAUCUUGCGUUUUCAGAUGAAUCCAUGAUGAUUUCUGAUGAAAUAUUAUUAAAUAUAAAACCUCACGUUAUUACCAAAGCGGACCGAUGUGACUUUCCAGAAUUUUCUAAGCCAGUGGUUCACGGGGGCUUCAGCUUAUCGCCAUAUGGAAUAUUUGAGAACAAUGCAAAUCGCUUGCGCUACGUAGUCGUUCCAAAAAUGAACAAAUUCCAAGUGCACCUGGGGGACUCUGAGCCGAGUCCUCCGCGAAGUUUACUCUUAUCGCAGCCAGGCUUGGACAACAUACUAUUGUACAUGGAGAGCACUGGGACAUCCCAUCUAAGUGCCAAACUGGAGGUGGAAGUCAGUUACGACAUUGUGUGCACCACCGAAGUUCUUGAACUAAUCUUGAGGACUCCCUACGAAAUGAAGGAGAACUGGACCCUCGCCGUGACCAAGUAUCGAAACACGAUUUACAUCAGCCCCGUGGUUCUUGAGGAUCUAAAAACUUCUCCCAUGAAGGAACUGAAUGCUGAUUGGCUCGCAAAGCUUCGUAGGCACUUCCUAUCCGAGAAUGCAAAUGCAAUGCCGAAACCAUGCGACCCAAUGGAACCGACUGGACAAUACAACGGAGUGUUUUACUUCAGCAUAAAUGCCACACGUUUUAUUUUCGAUUCACCAGUUCUGGCCGAAGGUUUUAGGACAGGAAGUGACGGGAAUUCAAAUUAUGUCUUUACGGAGCUGCAGUUUCGCCUAGACAGUAUGAGCGUGGAUGAAUGGGCUACGCACAACCGUUGCGACGCCCUCAAGUGGGGGUCCAAGUGCGUUCUGGUGGGCAUCGAAAACAUUUACGUUGCUAAUGUUAACCGCGACACCAUCGCGCACACCAUUAACAAGCUAUCUGUGCGCCAACUUUGGAAGGACUGCGAAAAAGCCUGGUCACCGAAUGUCUGUGUCAAUUUCCUGCUGCGGCUGGUGGACCAGAUUCGCGGCUUUAUGUCGGUAGUCGACUGCCCCAAGACCGUGUAUCUGAUGAAGUUUGAUGCUAGCCAGGGGGAGAUCUCGUAACCUUCGUAUCUUGGCAGGAACCAGUAUACCUUCAUUCCCGAUUGGUUUCGCAUCAUGUUGGACGAGCGCAUGGAGGACCUAACCCACACAACACUUCAUAAGAAUUAAAGAAAAUAAUUUUUCAUUUCAUUGUUGAGUAGAUAAAUUAAGUUUUAAGUUUAUUGUGACAUCUUCAUGGGGUUGGGUUUGUGUUCAUCUGCGUUAUCAUCAUCACUACUAUAUAUAAUUUAAUACAAUUUUUGUCCCAUCAAGACUUUGAAGAGAA